AUGGAAGAAGGAGAUUGGAAGAAGAGGAAGAGGAAGACGAAGACGAAGAUGAAGAAGACGAAGAAGACGUCAAGGAGCGGCGACGAUGAAGGCGAGAAAAGGCGAAGAAAGACGAAAAAAGGACGGAAGAAGGAGGAAGUCCAGGCACCGCUUAGUCAGACUGGCUUCGACAAGCGAGAAAGCGAAGAAGAAGAAGAAGAAGAAGAAGAAGCCAGGAAGAAGACAGGAGGAAGAAGGCAGGGCAAGGGGAGGGCUAGAGGAGGGCGGGAGAAGCGCUUUUAG
Molecule: messenger RNA, 282 nt
Organism: Trichophyton benhamiae CBS 112371
Lineage: Eukaryota; Fungi; Ascomycota; Eurotiomycetes; Onygenales; Arthrodermataceae
Exons: 2
Coding region: 1-282 (93 amino acids)
Source: RefSeq, a predicted model, not a curated record